Molecule: messenger RNA, 2197 nt
Organism: Saccostrea cuccullata (small rock oyster)
Lineage: Eukaryota; Metazoa; Mollusca; Bivalvia; Ostreida; Ostreidae
Product: tether containing UBX domain for GLUT4-like
Exons: 18
Coding region: 32-1897 (621 amino acids)
Biological process (GO): glucose homeostasis; intracellular protein transport
Cellular component (GO): nucleus; vesicle membrane; cytoplasm
Molecular function (GO): protein binding
Source: RefSeq, a predicted model, not a curated record
UACUUCCGGUGUAAACAAAAAGUUGAGAGAAAUGUCGACUGUUCAAGUCCUAUGCCCCAACGGCCGGCGACAGAACGUAAAAGUUACACCAAAUACGAAACUCCUUCAGGUACUAGAAGAAGUGUGUAAAAAGCAGGGAUUCCUUCCUCCCGAGGACUACUCACUUAAACAUGGAAGAAAGACUGUAGAUGUUACCCUCUCCAUAAGAUAUUCCAAUCUCCCCAACAAUGUUAAACUGGAGCUGGUGAAGAGUGAGUCCAGCCGAGCGGAACAGGACGUCCUGAUUGCCCUACAGUUGGAGGACGGACAGAGACUACAGCACACAUUUCCCCCCGCCACCUCACUGUGGGACAUGUUACAGCACUGGGAGAAAGCGGACAGUGCUCACACAGGAAACCUAUGUAAGGUGGAUCCGACACAUAAACCCCCCAUCCAGACUACUUGUAUCUACAUGAGAGAGGAGGUAAUAGGCGAGAUUGCCCUACAGGCCAUGACACUUAGAAAGCUGGGUUUAACUGGUGGAAAAGCUGUCAUAAGACUUGUUCACAGACCAGUAGAUGAUGCAGUGAUGGCAGAAAUUUUAGAUAAAAUAGAAAGAGAGAAAACAAAGCUGGAGAAGCUAGACUCAUUAGCUCAAAGACAGCUUUCGCAACAGGAGGAUAAAUCUCUGCCUCCUAAAACUGAAGAGUUAAAGUCUGAAGACAAGUCAAAAUCAGCUGAAGACAAAUCUGAAGCCCUGACCCAGUCAACAAGUCAGACAUCAGAAGCCAUGGAGGUAGACCCAAAACCCAGUACAUCAGUACCAAGCACAUCACAGCAACCAAUGGAAGUAGAGGACAGGAUUGAAACCCCAGGUCAUAGGGCAGCAAAUGAGGCUAGAGGUCAUAGUCAUGGUAAUCGGCAGCAGGAGUUUGUAGAAACAAUCAGGCAGAUGAAUAUUCCAGGGGUUCAAGUGUUUGCUCCUGGAGAUUUUGAUGAAUUAUCACCACAAGAACAAGAGAUUGCAAGACGUCUGGCAGCACAUUACAUGCCACAAAUGGGUUUACAGCCAGCACCCAGUCGGCAAGCAGCAGGGGCAUCAAAACCAAAGAGAGGCCGACCUCAGGAGACUGUCCAGUUCACAGAGUUCAAGUUUCCAGAGGACACAAAGGGAAAAGAUGUUUAUAAAAAUGAACUAAGUGAAGUCAAUAGAGAGGAAUACAAGCCCUGUGAUAGAGAAGCUGUUUUAUUUAAUGCAGAGGAAGUCAUCAGAUCUACUGCUUCAAAUGAAGAUCUGCCGGAUGAAUUCUUUGAAAUAACAGAAAAUGAUAUCAGGAAAAUGAUGGUGGACCUUCAGAAGAAAGCAAAAAGUGAGACGGAUCAGCCCCUGUUAACACGGAGCAUGGUCCAGGACAGGCUGGAGUCCCAGUAUUCUAAGUACCAGCACGUGGUCAUCAGAGUCCAGUUCCCAGAUAAAGUGGUGCUCCAGGGACUGUUCCGACCUAAAGAGACAGUUCAUGCUUUGCAUAAAUUUGUGAAAGAAUAUCUGGAAGACAAAAGUCAAGGAUUUUAUCUUUACACUGCUCCUCCAAAACAGGUGUUAAAGGACCAAACACUGAAUUUGAUUCAGGCAAAACUAGCACCAGCAUCUGUUGUGUAUUUUGGAUCAGAGGCGACUAAAGAUCAUUAUCUCUCUGAGGCUGUGAUGAAGGAAAUCAGUCCAAAGACUAAAGCAGAGGAGAUUGUGGAAAAAAGCUUGCCUAAGGAUGAGACUCCAAGUUCAUCAAGAAAAGAUCAAGUACCUGGCCCUUCUAAAUCAGGCCCAUCUAAACCAAAACCAAGCAAACCAGACUCUGACUCCUCAUCCGAUUCCAAAAAACCGGGCGUCCCAAAGUGGUUUACUGCAGGAAAAAAGUGACAAGUUUCCAAGUCUUGGAAUGAUUUGAUCAAACACUGCAUUCUUCAGCACUUGGAUGGUGGUUCUACCUAUUAGCCUCAUUCUGACAAUAUAGUACAUGACAUUGACGUCAAUCACUCUUCAUUUCAAAGAAAUAAAUGGGCUUAAAAUCUCUACAGAGGUGUUCUUUAUAAUUAGAGUUCAAGGAACAGAGGUUGUUCCAGUUGAUUAUGUACUUUGAAUUUAUGAAUUUUCGUGAGGGUUUAAUUUUCAUUGUUUUCAAGGCAUGGAGAGACCCACAAAUUAAUGACCACGGAAUGU